Messenger RNA from Frieseomelitta varia, 1786 nucleotides. Its product is annotated as probable cytochrome P450 305a1. Gene Ontology annotation, molecular function: iron ion binding; oxidoreductase activity, acting on paired donors, with incorporation or reduction of molecular oxygen, reduced flavin or flavoprotein as one donor, and incorporation of one atom of oxygen; heme binding. The coding region runs from base 225 to 1691 and encodes 488 amino acids. Gene Ontology annotation, biological process: xenobiotic metabolic process. Gene Ontology annotation, cellular component: intracellular membrane-bounded organelle; cytoplasm. The transcript has 8 exons. NCBI's taxonomy places the organism in Eukaryota, Metazoa, Arthropoda, Insecta, Hymenoptera, Apidae. The record is from RefSeq and is a predicted model, not a curated record.
UUAUAUAUAAGCAGGAUACUUAUUGCUUAUUGUAGUAUCUAUGCUUAUCGGGGAAAACUCGCGUUAUCGGUGGUGGUUCCAUAUAAAAAACCGGAAACGUGAGAAUUGACAUGUUAGUUGAGUAAGGAGAAUUUCAACCAGUCAAUCGUCCACGGUAGAACCAAUUUUAGUUCGAACGUUUUCAUUGAUCGCUCAUAAAUCCACGUGAACGAGACGAAGCAAAAAUGUUCGUCACCGUUUCACUAGCAAUAGUGACACUGAUAUUAAUUAUUUAUUCGGUAGUCGGACAAAAUAGAAGAAAAGCUCCACCAGGGCCAUUCUCAUGGCCGUUUUUCGGCAGCCAAUUUCUAUUGAAACGUUUGGCUCGUGAACUUGGAGGACAGGCCAAAGUGUUCCUGGAGCUUUCAAAACGAUAUGCCAGCGAUGUGAUAGCAAUAACCAUUGGUAAUGAGAAAGUAUUUGUCGUUUUUGGAUUCAAGCUGUGUGAUACGGUAUUGAAGAGCGAUGAAUUUGAGGGACGUCCCUGGAACGAAUUUAUUAAAAUUCGAAACAUGGGCAAAAAGCAAGGCAUUACAAUGAACGACGGAGCAGAAUGGAAGAUAUUACGGACCUGGGUGAUACAGACCAUGAAAAAUUUCGGUUUCGGAAAACGCGAAAUGGCUGAAAUGAUUAGAAAUGAAUUGAUCAUACUUCUGGAUAACAUGAAUAAAAAGGGUCCACUUCGACUUAAAGAAUUGAUUACAGGGCCUGUGCUGAAUGUACUCUGGUUUUUGACGUCGGGACAGGCAUUUAGCAAGAACGCAAGCGUAAGUUAUUUUGGGGACUUAUUGGAACGUCGCUCGCAAGUCUUUGACAUGACAGGCGGGAUUCUCAGCGCUUUCCCUUGGAUUCGUUACAUUGCACCUGAGCUCUCAGGAUACAAUCUUCUAUGUACGUUGAACAAUGAGCUCAAGGAUUUCUUAAUGAAAACGAUCGUUGAACACAAGAAGAACUACAAGCCAGGAAGUGAGGCAGAUGUAAUUGACAUGUUCCUUAAUGAAAUGAAGAACAAUGAAAACUCUAACGUCUUUACAGACGAACAAUUGGUGGUGUUGUUGGUUGAUAUUUUCAUUCCUGGUAUUUCAACUACGAGCAUGGCCUUGGACUUCCUGUUUUUGUCUAUGAUAGUGUAUCAGGAUGUGCAGCGUAAAGUACAAGAGGAAAUCGACUCGGUGAUACCACGUGACAGACUUCCUGAAAUAGAGGACAAAGCGAAGCUCCCAUAUGUGGAAGCUGUAAUAAAUGAAGUAUACCGGCUAUGGCCAGUAUUCCCUAUAAUUGGGCCGCGACGAGUACUUCAUAAUACGGUUCUCGAUAAAUACACAAUACCAAGGGAUUCCACUGUUUUACUCAGCGUGGAAUCUAUCAAUAAAGAUCCUAACAUCUUUCCGGAACCAGAGAAGUUCAUGCCUGAAAGAUUUAUAAAGAACGGCACCUAUGAACCAAGCGCAUAUUCUUUACAAUUUGGAAAAGGGAAAAGACGAUGUCCAGGCGAGGUACUAGCAAAAUCCUCGGUAUUCAUAUUAUUUGUGGGCGUAAUGCAGAAGUAUAGUUUGUUUCCAAUUCCCGGUAAAGGACCGUACUCUAUUGAAAUUAACUAUGGCAUAUCAUCAUCACCAAAACCUUAUGAAGCACUCGCCACGCCACGAUGAUACGUAUGUCUUGUUUACGCUUUACAUUCUUAUUGAAGCUGUCAAUAAGUGGAGCUUCGUAUAUUUUAUAUAAUUAAUAAAAAAUGUUUCUUUUU